Messenger RNA from Drosophila bipectinata, 3117 nucleotides. RefSeq lists its product as uncharacterized. Gene Ontology annotation, molecular function: carbohydrate binding. Lineage: Eukaryota; Metazoa; Arthropoda; Insecta; Diptera; Drosophilidae. The record is from RefSeq and is a predicted model, not a curated record.
GUGACUCGGCAGUAAGCAAUCCCGCGAUAAAUUCAAUAUCUUACAACACCGCUGAAGUUUUCAUAGUUUUCGAAAAUGUGUCAAACAAAAAUUUUGAAUGCUAGAGUAGAACUGAUAAUUGUGGUGUCAACAGUGAAACCGACAUAAAGUGAAUCUUUCAAGAAUCAUAACAAAAAUUAAACAAACCAUUUUAUAUCGAUGGUUUUCACAAAAAAUCACAAAAAACCAUGAAAAAUGCGAUUUACUGGCCGAAACUGCCAAUAAAUCGGAAAAUCAGUAUACUGAUUAAAUUUAGCCAAAAUUUAUAUAUACAAAACGGGACAUAAAUAAAGUGCCACUAUGGAAUUAACUUAGUUAUACGUGUUAUUUUAAGUGUAAAUAUAACGAAAUGCAGUGCGACCUAAAAUACCCGACAAUUAAGUUCGAAUAAGAAGAAAAACAUUUAAAUGCAGAAUUCGAACUUUGAAUAAAGGAGAGUGCCGUAUAAAGUGAAUGAAUGUUAAUUAACAACAAGGAUUCAAAACCUUUGGUACUAGGAGGUACUACUACACGAAAAUUUGGAUUUUUAUAAACAAGACUCAAGGCGAUCCCGCUAGCACUAAUCAUAUCUGCAAAAUCAGACGCUCAAAUGGAGCUACGACCCAAAUCGAGGAUGCACCGAACCACAAAUUCGCGAGUUUUAUUUCUUUUCUGGGUUCUAGUAUGGACCCAUUUUCUAGAGAAUGUCUUUUGUGGCGAAAAAUUAGCAUUGCUAUCGGCUACUCUACGCACAUAUCAGAAAGUAGCUUGUGAUUCAGAACAAGUUGUUAUUGCCUGUCCCCGAGGUACCAGUAUUUCCAUCGAAUUUGCUCAGUACAACAAAUUUGUGGCAAAAGAUGGCUACAGUAUCGAGGAUCUGUGUCCCGUGCCUGGAGAACUCGUUCCGGAAAUCCGUGGCAAAGCAAAGCAUCUACUUCGCGGAUCCAUUUUUGGUUUAUCGAACCAGAAAGAGCCUUCUAAACGCUUUGCCAAUGGUGAAUACGGCCAUGUUAUGACAUAUAGUAGUGAUGAUAUUAUUACUACCAAACCAAGUUCAACUGACGACGAAACUGGUACAAUCGUCAGUUUUAGAGAUAUUCAAAGUACUGACGAGAACAACGAAAAUACCCCAAAGAGUUGCAUGUGGCCAAAUGCUUUACAGUACUCUUUGCUGCAAACAGUAGUCGAGGCGUGCCAGAAGAAAAAGCACUGUAAGUUCCAGGGGUCUUCGCAGUAUUACGGCCUAGGCGAAAGCGGAGUAGGUGACUCGUCCGGAACCAGCAGCUAUCACAGCAGUACAGUCAGCACCAAUUCAUUAAUUAGCGAUCCCUGUCCAAAGCUUAGAAAAAUCGUGGAAAUAGCCUACAAAUGUCGUCCGUAUGAGUUUCGAAGCAAGGUAGCUUGUCACAAUGAUGUCGCCCAGCUCGAGUGUAACCCCUAUUCGAGGAUAGCCAUAUAUAGCGCAAGUUUCGGUAGAACAGAGUAUGAAAGCAUCCAAUGUCCUCAACCCCAAGGAGUACGGGAAGAAACAUGCCUCGCCUCAUACUCAACGGAGACAGUAAUGCAAAUUUGCCACGGACGUCGGCGGUGCAACUUAGCAGCUGACGCAAACACAUUUGGUACUCCUUGUCAAAAGAACUCUCGGAUGUACUUGAAAGUGGUUUACACAUGCGUGCCCAUGCAAGUACUUAAAGAACACGACGCAUCAGAAACCGAGGCGGACGAAUCCCAGGAUUUUGAGGGUGAUGUCAACGAUCUGUACGAUGAUGAACUGAACUAUAAAGAGUCCGAAGCCAUUCCAAAGCUGUAUAGCAACACAACAGGUUCUGGUACCCGCAAUAGCACCGGAGGAAGUAUUUCAAGACCCAGUGUCACAUUGUCGAGUAACCAGACCAUAACAAACAGCUCAUUGGUUGCUGAGAUCGAUAACGUAAUGACUCACACUGCCGACUUUAGCUUGGAGGGCGACCAGGAACGUUUAUAUAUUUACCUACUUAUCGUGGGAUCCUUUGGAGUGCUUUUAUCCAUAAUUGUUGUUGCCACUAGGUUGAUGCUCCAAAAGCGUCAUAGUGUCAUUACGGAUACGCGUAUGAAUUCCCCAAAUAAAGCCAAUGAAAUGCCUGGCGAAUUAGCUGAGGAUACAACAGUUCCAAGCGGGUUAAAUGAAAUAGACGAAAUAGAUACAGACAUUGACUUAACUUCAUCGGUACCUUUACCAAUAGUUUCAAAAAAUGAGAAUUAUUUGGCUUACGCACCGGCUACUAGCCUCUUCACCAAUAUAGCUCCUGGACAUCUAUCCUCAGGGGGUAUCCCAGGAUCUGCACCUGGUGUAAUCACAGCCCCACUUUUGGUUGGGACACACCACUCCCCAGACUUAAUAGGUAUUCCGUCGAGUGCCUAUGUAGCAACCAGCCAUUCUACUGGAAGCCAGAAUGCAGUGACAGGAAUUGUGGCUCCGGCGAUUGUUAUCGGAUCCAAGGCUUCUGGUGGUCCCUUACCUGGAAGUAGUGCUAUAAGCACAAUGGUUCCCAUAACCUCACUGUCGCAGUACACAACCGCGCCGACUAUCAGAGGCGGAUAUAUAGUAAAUUCUGGGGGAAUGGGAGUGCUGCAGCAUCCAAGAAGCACACCCACGCCACCGUCCUCUAUGGCUGGAGGGUCUCCGGCACAUCCACCAGCGCAAUCAGUUACGGCCCUUGCAAUAACUCCGUUGGGUCAUGGGUCUGCUUCCAUGUCUCUAAGCGGCACUUCGACUGUGCAUCGAACAAAGCCGCUCAUGCAACUUUCCUAUGAUGGCACCGCUCCUCGCACCUUGUCCACUGGCGUGGCGGCUGGCUCUCAAUUCUAUUAUGGAUGACAAGAAAUGAUGGACUUUAAGCCGCAUGUAUACGCCACAGGCUUAGCUACGGGUGCAGUUGCUCCAAAUGGCACUCAAGCGAAGUUCGGAAAUGCUGAGGAGAAGAUUGUACCACAUUAAUAUGAAGGACAAUAGAAAACAAAUCUUAAGUAGUUCCUUCUACUUGAUUUCAAUUCUCAAACUGAGCUAGAAUGUUCUCAUAUUCCCGUAUGUUUCACGGCAAUUGAGUUCUUAAAAUUAAA